This is a messenger RNA of Girardinichthys multiradiatus, 6363 nucleotides long. RefSeq names its product tripeptidyl peptidase 2 (gene tpp2). NCBI's taxonomy places the organism in Eukaryota, Metazoa, Chordata, Actinopteri, Cyprinodontiformes, Goodeidae. Gene Ontology annotation, molecular function: tripeptidyl-peptidase activity; serine-type endopeptidase activity. The coding region runs from base 112 to 3951 and encodes 1279 amino acids. The record is from RefSeq and is a predicted model, not a curated record. The transcript has 29 exons. Gene Ontology annotation, cellular component: cytosol. Gene Ontology annotation, biological process: proteolysis.
ACGACAGGCACUGCGCCUUUAAUCCGCACUCCUCUCAGCCACCGUGUUGCUCUCUCGUCUCUUCUCCAUUUCGCUGCUUUCUUUUCAUUGUCGCUAUUUUUUGUUUGGAUCAUGGCUGCUCAUUCUACCGAUGAACCUUUCCCUUUCCACGGGCUUCUCCCCAAGAAAGAAACCGGCGCUGCCUCUUACCUCAGCAGGUUCCCCGAGUAUGAUGGGCGAGGGGUGCUCAUCGCUAUACUCGACACCGGCGUGGACCCCGGGGCCCCCGGCAUGCAGGUCACAACUGAGGGGAAGCCGAAGAUCGUUGACAUCAUCGAUACAACAGGCAGUGGCGACGUGAACAUGACCACAGCAGUGGAGCCUAAAGAUGGGACAAUCACUGGCCUCUCUGGAAGAACGCUUAAGAUCCCUCCCGCCUGGGUCAACCCAUCAGGGAAGUAUCGCAUUGGAGUUAAAAAUGGAUACGAGUUCUUCCCCAAGGCUCUUAAGGAUAGAAUACAGAAAGAGAGAAAAGAGAAGACGUGGGACCCAGCACACAGAGCAGCCCUUGCUGAAGUCUGUCGCAAAACAGAGGAGUUUGAUCUCGCUCAUCCCACACCCUCACAGAUGGAAAAGUUGCAGAAGGAAGACCUGCAGUGUCAGUCAGAGCUGCUGGUAUCUCUAGAAAAGAAGUACAGUGAUCCCGGUCCGGUGUAUGACUGCGUGCUUUGGCAUGAUGGCAUCACAUGGAAGGCGGUAGUGGACACAUCAGAGUGUGGAGAACUGUCCCAGUGCAGUGUCCUGAGCUCAUACAGAGAAAAACAAGAGUAUGCCACUUUAGGAAAUGCUGAAAUGCUUAACUACUCUGUCAAUAUAUACGACGAAGGAAACACGCUCUGCAUCGUUACCAGCGGAGGGGCUCAUGGGACACAUGUGGCGAGCAUCGCUGCGGGUUACUUCCCAGAGGAACCGGAAAGAAAUGGCGUGGCUCCUGGUGCCCAAAUUCUGGCUCUGAAGAUCGGAGACACCCGACUUAGCACCAUGGAAACUGGCACUGGGCUCAUCCGAGCGAUGAUUGAAGUAAUCAACUACAAGUGUGACCUGGUUAACUAUAGCUACGGGGAAGCCACUCACUGGCCUAAUUCAGGGAGGAUUUGUGAAGUGAUCACAGAAGCUGUGCAGAAGCACAACGUGAUUUUUGUAUCAAGUGCAGGAAAUAAUGGCCCCUGCCUUUCCACUGUCGGCUGCCCAGGAGGAACCACCAGCAGCGUUAUAGGCGUUGGAGCGUAUGUGACUCCAGACAUGAUGGUGGCCGAGUAUUCCCUGAGGGAGAAGCUGCCUCCCAACCAGUACACGUGGUCAUCCAGGGGUCCCAGCACCGACGGGGCCCUCGGGGUCAGCAUCAGCGCCCCUGGUGGAGCCAUUGCAUCCGUACCCAACUGGACCCUCCGGGGCACCCAGCUGAUGAACGGCACGUCGAUGUCCUCACCUAACGCCUGCGGAGGCAUCGCACUCGUACUGUCAGGUCUGAAGCAGAGUGGGAUCCAUCCCUCUGUUCCUGCUGUGAGGAGAGCGCUGGAAAACACGGCUCAGAAGGUCGAUGACAUUGAAGUGUUUGCACAGGGUCAUGGAAUAAUCCAGGUGGACAAGGCUUUAGACUACCUCACUCAGCACGCCUCUUUGCCCACAAGCCACCUCGGCUUCUCUGUGAGCGUGGGGUCACAGAGAGGCAUCUACCUCAGGGAACCAGCCCAAGUUCUCGCACCUUCUGAUCACGGGGUCGGAAUUGAGCCCAUCUUUCCAGAGAACUCAGAAAAUUCUGAGCGGAUCUCCUUGCAGCUACACCUGGCCCUCACAUGUACCGCCCCGUGGGUCCAGUGCCCCUCCCAUCUCGAGCUGAUGAACCAGUGUCGGCACGUCAACGUCCGGAUCGACCCUAUGGCACUGAGAGAGGGAGUCCACUACACCGAGGUUUGUGGUUAUGAUACAUCAGCACCCAGCUGUGGCCCGCUGUUCAGAGUUCCUAUAACGGUUAUCAUCCCUGCCAAGGUGACCGAUGGCCGUAAUCAGGAGGUGCGAUUCUCAGACGUCCACUUCAGACCUGGACAGAUCAGACGCCACUUCCUCACUGUUCCUCAGGGAGCAUCUUGGGCAGAGAUCACUCUGACUUCUCAUUCAGGAGACGUGUCCUCAAAGUUCGUUCUUCAUGCGGUGCACCUGGUCAAGCAGAGAGCCUACAGAGCUAAUGAGUUCUACAAGUUCUCCUCACUGUUAGAAAGAGGUUCUCUAACAGAGGCUUUCCCAGUGCUGUCAGGCAGGGUGGUGGAGUUUUGCAUUGCACGCUGGUGGGCCAGCCUGGGGGACGUGACGGUGGACUACAGCAUCUCGUUCCAUGGCCUGAGCGUUUGUCCUUCUCCUCUGCAUGUUCAUGCCUCUGAGGGAGUGACGAGUUUUGACGUUUCAUCGCCUAUGGGAUAUGAGGAGGUGUCUCCCACUGUCACCCUUAAGUCAUGGGUUCAGCCUUUGCGGCCUCUAAAUUCAAAGAUAAAAGCUUUGGGAGCGCGGGAUGUUCUGCCUAAUAACAGGCAACUCUAUGAAAUUGUCCUCACCUACAGCUUUCACCAGCCUAAGAGUGGAGAGGUUACACCCAGUUGCCCGAUGCUGUGUGAGCUUUUGUACGAGUCAGAGUUUGACAGUCAACUGUGGAUGCUGUUUGACCAGAACAAGAGACUGUUGGGCUCAGGGGACGCCUACCCACACCAGUAUUCCCUAAAGCUAGAAAAAGGGGAUUACACCGUACGUCUACAGGUCCGACACGAGCAGUGCUGUGAGCUGGAACGCCUGAAGGAUUUGCCAUUUGUGGUUUCUCAUCGUCUGUCAAAUACUCUGAAUUUGGAUGUUUACGAGUCGCACCGCGCUGCCCUUAUGGCAAAGAAGAAAGCGAACUCCGUUACUUUGUGUCCAGGUGCUACGCAGCCUUUCUAUGUCACAACCCUGCCAGAUGAUAAGAUCCCUAAGGGCACGAGUCCAGGAUGUUACCUUUCAGGCUCUCUCAUUGUGCCCAAGAGCGAGUAUGGCAAGAAAGCAGGGCAGGCCUCUGCAAAACGACAAGGAAAAUUUAAAAAGGACAUCGUUCCAGUCAUCUACCACCUAAUUCCUGCUCCCAACAAGUCCAAAAAUGGUGGGAAGGAGAAGGACAAGGAUGGAGACAAAGAGAAGGAUGUGAAAGAGGAGUUUGCAGAAGCCAUGAGAGAUCUAAAGAUUCAGUGGAUGACAAAAUUGGAAUCGAGCUCCGUCUAUGAUGAAUUGAUCGAGAACUACUCAGAUUACCUUCCGCUUCAUGUGCAAAGACUGCAUCAGCUGGACUCGGAGAAGGAACGAGUGAAACGCCUCAGAGAGGUGGUGUCAGCAGCAGACAUUGUCAUGUCCCACAUCGACCAAACAGCGCUGGCUGUGUAUCUCACCAUGAAGACUGACCCUCGGCCCGAUGCCGCCUCUAUCAAAACUGACAUGGAGAAGCAGAAGUCGUCUCUCCUGGAUGCUUUGUGUAGGAAAGGCUGUGCUCUGGCCGAUCAGCUCCUCCUGCCGUCCUCGCUGCAGGGCGGCGCUGCCGCAGUCGCCACAGAACAAUCUGAGGCAAAAGAGGAAGAAGUCGGGGAGCAGGAGGCCAGCAGUUCUGACGAUACCCUGGAGAACAUUUUAAAGGCCCUGAUGGAUACGUUCUGGGAGGUGCAGAAGUGGGCGGAGCUAACUGACACCAAGGUUUUGAUGUUUUCAUACAAACACGCCCUGGCGAACAAGAUGUACGGACGAGCUCUAAAAUACGCCUCGAAGAUGGUCGAGGAGAAGCCCAGCAAAGAGAACAUGAAGAACUGCAUCCAGCUCAUGUGUCACCUCAGCUGGACGCACUCCACUGCCUUCAGUGAGAACUGGCUCCCCGUCAUGUACCCUACCGAUUAUUCACCGUUCUAGGCACAAACGCGCACAAGCAUGGGACGGCAUGGCCUUCUCCCGAUCCAUUACAGGACAAUUUUAAUAUCAUGUCCCUCAGGGUCAUAUGGUCUAUGCAUCUGACCAACCAGUGGCCUCCUGAGUUUUUUGUUUUUAAGGUACACGUGGGUGAACACCAAUAAAGGAGCUGACCCAGAGUGUAAAUAUUUUGAUGCCAAACUUUGUAAGGCGAUGGGAUGUAAAGCCAAUCGAAUCAGAAGUUUUGAAUCCCACCAACAGAAAAAAAACCAGUUAAAAAUAUGUAAAGCUAUAAUCUAUCACUAGUUUCCACUUCUGUGUCCUGCUUUUUCUUUCUGUCGGCUACAUAUUUGAAAGCUUAAAUAUCCUUCCCUCCCCAGCUUUCAGAACAUUAACAUUAAAAACCUUUUUUCAUGUGUAAAUGCUGUAAAAACUGGCAUCAUGCACUCCAGGAAUGCAUGGUAAGUCUUUCAAGAACAGGAAACAAAUUGGUCGUUAAAAUACUUCAAUAGGAGAGAGAGACUGCUGAUCCUAAACAAAAAGGGUUGGACUGCAUGUAAGCCCCCUUUUUUUCUUCAUUAUCUUAAAUAGCUCCAGUAUUGUGGUGCCUUUCUUCAUGUACCUUACCUUUUCAGAUGGAGCUAAAACUAACUGUGGCAGAGUUUCAACUGCGGAAAGCCACAGAGUUUAUUAAAUCCGUCCACCCUCGCAGUCAUUUCACUCAUCAUCUUCUUUGAGCCCAACGAUGCAGCAUGAGUCAUCCGAGCACCAUGUGCAGGCUUGACCUUUGCUAAGCGCCACAUUUAGCCUCUAUUUCUUUUUCCCACUCCUCACUAACAGAAUGAUGCAGUUUUUGGGCAGCAGUGGGACGUUCGGAGCAGGUUACACAACAAAAUGUUCUCUCAGUAUUUAACUUUCUCUGCAGCGUUUAGAAUGCUGCACAUGUACACAGUGUCAUAAAGUAAUGUAAAUACACUCAUACCAUAAAACUAUAAAGAUGCAAUAGGGAUAUAACCACAGAAUUUUAUCUUAAUCGAUGUAUUUUGCAUAUAUGCAUGUCUUCUAGGGUGUACGAAAAGUUGGUUUUGAUGAGGUAACAGAUUUUAGUUGGUUUCAAUUUGAAAGAUUUAUUUAUUUUUUUUCCCUGAAUUAUCCUUUGGAGAAAUGUCAACAGUUGGUGUGUGUGUGUGUGUGAAUGACUUGGCGUGUAUCUGUGAACACACAUUGUCCACAUUAACAUUUCUCCCUGCACAUGUGAAGCGGCGAUCUUUUUAAUGGGACGUGUUCGAAAGGACCACACCAGUAGUUUCAGCUCAUUUUUAAUAGUUAUGUCUCACAUUUACUUAACAUCUCAUCUUCUCCACAAUUUCAGAUUUUUGAUGCAAUUUGCUUUGAAAUACAAUGUUCCACUUUCCUUCAUACUUUAAAAGAGAUGAUGACUUCCGCUCCGCAGUCAUUUAAAAUUUUAUUUUAAAAACCGAUAAUUAUUAAUUGAAUUUGUUUAAGCUAAACACUGGUUUGGUCCUUCUGGAAAUGUCUCACCUGUGUCAAGUUACAGAUGAGGGCUAUAUGAUUAAAUUUAGUGUUUAUGUUCAUGAUCCUGAAACUUUUUUGCUUUAUAUUCUAAGCAAAAGUUGGAUCUCCUGUUUCUUUUUCUUGGUUUAACCAAAGACAUGUUUUUCUUAUUAAGCUGGUUUCAAUAUCUGUUAAAUACAGAAAGAGAAUAUUAAUGGGAUGGAAAGAUAAUUUCACAUUUUUCAAACUGGUGUAGAUGGAGGCUUUGGUUUUUUUUAACUCACUGUUUUUGGCAUGCUGGUGGCUGGAAAGUGGAUGCCUAAGAAUGUAAAGCGUCUGCUUUUGGGCUUCUCGUCUCCUUGGAAAGUCUGACGGUGAAUCAGAGGAGCAACAUCCUUGCGUUUCUGUUUUGGGGUGGAAACUGUAUCACUUUCCGUGUUCUCCACAGUGCCGACCUCUUAAAGUGGUUGAAAGAAUCAUUUGGGACAGAAUUGGCCUCUUUAUGCUUUCCUCUUCAGUGUGUUUCUUGUUUGAACGUACGCUGCACUCACCAGUAUGUGUUGCCAAUUACAGUCUUUCCAAAAAUGGCCUUAAUUUUUCACCACAGGACUUCACCUUCGACAUCUGACACCAAACAUAUCCGUUGCAGUUGGUCUGCUGGUGUUUGGGAGAACUUCAGGAAUGCUUGCUAUAGAUGUUGAGUGUUUAUAUUUAUAGCCAUAAAAUGUAGUAAAUGCUAUUUCUUUACAGAAUGGUAUGAAUUAAAGAUGUAUUCUCUUGCUAUUAUUUUAUAUCCUUUCUGGUUCAUGUGGGAAAGACCUGAUGCACUGUUAAAUCAUUUUGUGCUCACAAGGAAGUCACAAGCAAGAAAGUUCACUGAAUAAAAAUAUUUAAAACAGG